Messenger RNA from Drosophila takahashii, 3131 nucleotides. RefSeq names its product vacuolar protein sorting-associated protein 18 dor (gene dor). Gene Ontology annotation, cellular component: HOPS complex; endosome. Gene Ontology annotation, biological process: intracellular protein transport; endosome organization; organelle fusion. Gene Ontology annotation, molecular function: protein-macromolecule adaptor activity. Lineage: Eukaryota; Metazoa; Arthropoda; Insecta; Diptera; Drosophilidae. The record is from RefSeq and is a predicted model, not a curated record.
CAUUGGGGCGUAUUUGGAUCGGGGGACAAUAAACAUUGAAGUCCAGCUGCAAAAUGGACCAGGCAAUGCCCAACCAGCCCAAGUUCCUGCCCCGCGUCGAGGGCAACUCGUACGUGGCCACCGCCUCGGGCAAUCCCUUCGAGACAGACGAGGAGGAGGAGAUCUUCAGCAGGCACAAGAUGGUGCUCCGGGUGCCCAGCCACUGCACCGGCGACCUGAUGCACCUGGCCGUCUCGCGCAACUGGCUGCUCUGUCUGAUGGGCACCGCGGAUCGCACCACCCUGCUCCGCUUCUUCCUGCCCCGCGCGAUUCCUCCGGGUGAGGCUGCCCUGGAGAAGUACCUCUCGGGCUCCGGCUACAAGAUAACGCGCCUGUUCCUGGACCCCACUGGCCACCACCUCAUCAUCGCGCUGGUGCCCAAGUCGGCCUCCGCGGGCGUCUCGCCCGACUUCCUGUACAUCCACUGCCUCGAGUCGCCGCAGGCGCAGCAGCUCAAGGUGCGCCGCAUCGAGAAGUUCAAGGACCACGAGAUCACGGCCGUCGCCUUCAAUCCGUACCACGGCAGCGACUCCUCGACGGGCCCCAUCCUCCUGGGCACGAGUCGCGGCCUCAUCUUCGAAACGGAGCUGAAUCCCGCCGCCGAUGGCCACGUGCAGCGCAAGCAGCUGUACGAUCUGGGCCUGGGUCGUCCCAAGUAUCCCAUCACGGGCCUCAGACUGCUGCGGGUGCCCAAUAGCAGCCGGUACAUAGUGGUGGUCACCAGUCCCGAGUGCAUCUACACAUUCCAGGAGACGCUGAAGCCCGAGGAGCGCUCGCUGCAGUCCAUCUUCGCCGGCUAUGUGAGCGGCGUGCAGGAGCCGCACUGCGAGGAGCGCAAGACCGACCUGACCUACUCGCAGCUGCGCUUCUUCGCCCCUCCGAACAGCAAGUACCCGAAGCAGUGGGCCUGGCUGUGCGGCGAGGGCAUCCGCGUGGGCGAGCUCUCCAUUGAGGCCAACAGCGCCACCACGCUGAUAGGCAGCACACUGAUCAACCUGGACUUUGAGAAGGCCAUGCAUCUGUCGUACGAGGAGCGGCGCCUGAACAUCCCCAAGUCCUUCGUGCUGACCGAGUACCAUGCCGUGCUCCUCUACGCCGAUCACAUACGGGCCAUCUGCCUGCUCAACCAGGAGCAGGUCUACCAGGAGACCUUCGACGAGUCGCGGCUGGGCAGGCUGCUGAACAUUGAGCGCGACGAGAUGACCGGCUCCAUCUACGUGUACACCACGCGGACCGUCUUCAAUCUGCGGGUGACGCGCGAGGAGCGCAACGUGUGGCGCAUCUACCUGGACAGGGGCCAGUACGAGCUGGCCACCGCCCACGCGGCCGAGGAUCCCGAGCACCUGCAGCUCGUCCUGGGUCAGCGGGCGGACGCGGCCUUCGCGGAAGGGUCCUACCAGGUGGCGGCCGACUACUACGCCGAGACGGACAGGUCCUUCGAGGAGGUGUGCCUCAAGUUCAUGGUCCUGCCGGACAAGCGGCCCAUCAUCGACUACGUGAAGAAGCGCCUCGGCCGACUGACCACCAGGAAGCAGAUGGAAGAGGAGGACGUCGAGGACUCGGACGAGGCGAACAGCAUCAAGGCUCUGGUCAUCUGGCUGAUCGACCUCUACCUCAUCCAGAUCAACAUGCCCGACCAGGACGACGAGGGGCGGCGGGCGUGGCAGGCGGAGUACGACGAGUUCAUGCUGGAGGCCCCGGUGCUCGCCUGCAUGCGCCAGAAUCGCGAGGCCGUCCAGCAGCUGAUCGCCGAGCACGCGGAUCCGCACAACAUGGCCCGGUUCGCCAUCGCCAUCGGCGACUACGACGAGGUGGUGGCGCAGCAGCUGAAGGCCGAGUGCUACGCGGAGGCCCUGCAAACGCUGAGCACGCAGCGCAACCCGGAGCUCUUCUACAAGUACGCUCCGCAGCUGAUGGUCAAGCUGCCGAAGCCCACCGUGGACGCUUUGAUGGCCCAGAGCUCCCGGCUGGAGGUGGAGAAGCUGGUGCCCACGCUUAUUGCCAUGGAGAACCGCGAGCAGCGGGAGCAGACGCAGCGCUACCUCGAGUUCGCCGUCUACAAGCUGAACACCACGAACGACGCCAUCCACAACUUCCUGCUGCACCUGUACGCCGAGCACGAGCCGAAGCUGCUGAUGAAGUACCUCGAGAUCCAGGGGCGCGACGAGAGCCUCGUGCACUACGACAUCCACUACGCGCUGAAGGUGUGCAGCGAUCUGCAGGUGAAGGAGGCCUGCGUCUUCCUCGAGUGCCUGCUGCGCAAGUGGAUCGCCGCCGUGGAGCUGGCCCUCACGUUCGACAUGAAGCUGGCGAAGGAGACGGCCUCGCGGCCCUCGGACAGCAAGCUGCGCCGCAAGCUGUGGCUUCGAAUAGCCUAUCACGACAUCAAGGGCACCAACGACGUGAAGAGGGCGCUCAAUCUGCUCAAGGAGUGCGAUCUGCUGCGCAUCGAGGACCUGCUGCCCUUCUUCUCCGACUUCGAGAAGAUCGACAACUUCAAGGAGGCCAUCUGCGAUGCCCUGAGUGACUACAAUCAGCGCAUCCAGGAGCUGCAGCGCGAGAUGGCCGAGACCCAGGAACAAUCCGAUCGCGUGGUCGCCGAGCUGCAGCAGGUGCGUGAGCGCAGCAUCACCAUGAAUGCCCAGGACACGUGCGGCGUCUGCGAGAUGAUGCUGCUCGUCAAGCCCUUCUUCGCCUUCAUCUGCGGCCACAAGUUCCACAGCGACUGCCUGGAGAAGCAGGUGCUGCCCAUGCUCACCAAGGAGCAGACGCGUCGCUUGGCCGCUCUGCGUCAGCAGCUGGAGGCGGAGGUUCAGCCGCAGGCGCAGGCCCAGUCGAUGGCCCUCAGCAGGCAGCAGGCCAAGGAGCUGCAGCACAAGCGGGCGUCUCUAAAGACCCAGAUCGAGGACAUCCUGGCUGCGGACUGCCUGUUCUGCGGCCUGCUCAUCAACACCAUCGACCAGCCGUUCGUCGACGACUGGGAGCAGGUGAAUGUCGAGUGGGAGUAGCUUCGUUCGGAUCCACACACAUUAUAUAUAUAUUUAUGUACAUAUAGAGUAUUUAUUAAUAAACCUACACAGAUCACAAGAGCA